This is a messenger RNA of Neurospora crassa OR74A, 1208 nucleotides long. RefSeq lists its product as hypothetical. The coding region runs from base 269 to 985 and encodes 238 amino acids. The transcript has 2 exons. The record is from RefSeq and is a predicted model, not a curated record. NCBI's taxonomy places the organism in Eukaryota, Fungi, Ascomycota, Sordariomycetes, Sordariales, Sordariaceae.
CCGAAAUCCAAGUCCGAAACAAGAUAAAAAAACCUGGAUCCUAAUCCGAACUUGAGACAAGUCUCCAUUUACAUCAACAUCAACAACAACAACAACAACCCACGCCGCACCUUGACAUCAUUGGAAAAUUGCAACCUUUUUCACGAGGUAGCGCCUCCAAACUUGACAACACUGGAGGUACCAGCUUUUCUCCACCCCUCUCUCUCCAACAAACCUCAAUUUCGAUAUCAAUCAAGCCCAACCAACGAAACCACAACAACCUGGAAAAAUGCCAAUCACCACACCCACAAUCCUAGGCCUUCCCACCUCCCACCUCCCCCUCCUCCUCCACUUAUUAAUCGAAACCCCCGCCUCGCUCUCCUUCCUCUUGCGUCCUGAAUCGCAACUUCCCCUUCUUUCUUCAUCUUCCUCUGCCUCUUCUUCCUCUCCCUCUUCCCCAUCACCAUCUCUAUCUCCCUCCUCUACCUCCCCCUCCCCCUCCUCCACCACCUCCACCUCCUCCUCCUCUUCCUCCUCUUCAACAGCUCUUUCUUCCCCGCGGUCGUCAUCAAUCAUCACCCCCCAACAAGCAACAGAAGCCCGCCUCAUCCUCCGCAACUUUGGCGGCCUGCUUCUGAGCGUCAACUGCCUAGUUUUUUACCUCCUCUUCUUGUUCCCUCAUCAUCAUCGUCGAUUUUCUAGCACGGGCCUGCGUCCAGAAAAUGAAAAAGAGGGGGAAGAGCUUAUUAGAGGAAUUACCGGGUGUUUAAGUCUUUACCAUGUGUUUCCGCUUUAUAGAGCUUGGAAGAGGAUUUGUAUGUCCUCUUCCUCCUCCUCCUCCAGAGCUGCGGUGGAUGAAAAUAUAAAGAAAAGGAAGAAGGAUCUGAGAGGGGAGGAGGGGAAGGAGGAUGAGACACAAAAGACACUUGGUGGACCGGUGGUGCAUUUUGUGGUUCACAUGAUUGUGGGAGGCUUGAUGGGUGCUGCUGGUCUUGGACUUUUGUGAGGUUGAUCUUUUGGAAAAAUAUUUAUAUAGCUAAACGGGAAUGUGGGAAGAGUAAGUGCAAAGAAGAGCCUAGUUUACUUGGGGGUUAUCUCAAUUGCGUGCACGGAAUUUGGUCAAGGAAUGGCAUGUUUAUGCUGGGUUUAAUCAAUUGGGGGUGAAUAGAAAGCAGAAUUGGUUAACGUGUCUAUCUACCCAUGUAGCUACAUAACCUGCUGUUUACUCA